GGCGAUUCACAAACGAGAAUAUAGGACUUACAGUAGCUAGUCGCUGCUCCGACAGAACUGGCCCCACUGAUAAGGGACGGAGUUGUUCGAUCCUGGGGAUUGUCAUGCGUGAACGGAUAUCAAUCUGACUACGGCCAGAAGAGAAAAUGGCGUUGUUAAAACAGGCAUGAUCUCUUGCACUUCUGUACGUUCAUCGCGAUUAGCAAGUUGACUAUGGCGUUGCGAAGCCUUACGGUUCUUCUCGAGCUAGGGCUCGUACAUUAUGUCCUCGCAGCUUUACUGUUGGGCAUAAUCGUUUGGGUAUGGCGGGAAGGACUCAAGGAUGAUGUGAAAUUGGAGGGUAUCCCAGAAGCACCGGGAGCUUUGCCUAUCAUUGGACAUUUGCACAUGCUCGGUGGUCGCAAGGGCCAGAACGACGCCACCAUAUUCUCACAAUGGGCCAAAUCAGUAGAUUCUGACUUGUUCUCAUGUCGACUGGGGGAUCAGAUUACGGUUGUGGUGAACACAUUUUCCGCCGCCAAAGAUUUAUGGGUGACACAGUCUGCCUCGCUCCUGGACCGGCCUCAACAGCCUGGCUUCCUGGACAAACUUGGUGUGGACAUCACCGGAUCACCUUUCACAGAUCAAAUUCGCCGAUGCAGAGCCGCAGCUAUGAGAGCACUUGGGAAGAAUAUGUGGCCUGAAUACUACCAGUUGUUGAAGCCGUCAUCAGAAGGGCUGAUCGUGUACUUGAAGGAACAAGGACAAUCUGGCAAAGCCUUGGUGGAUAUUUAUCCUAGGCUCAGGAUCAUGCUCUUCGACCUCGGCCUGUCGUUGACCUAUGGGGUUCGCUACGGCCAAUUCGACGACGCUUUCAUGGACUCUUUCUUGACGUCGAUCCUGGACAUCACAUCUGUACGCGCUUCAACGGCAAACUUCCGCUUCUACAUCCGACUCCUCCGGUGGUUUCCUGAGCCCAUGUCAAAGACAAUUGCAGCUGAAAAAGUCCGUGCCGCACAUGUCAAGGAAAUCUACCAGGCGUACAAAGAUCGAGUGGCACAGGACGGAGAAGUCAGUUGUGUUGUUUCCUCCCUUGGCUCCGAUCGACUGACAGAAGACGAAAUCCACGGGACAUGUCUUUCUCUCCUUCAAGCGGCACCGGAUACAGUUGCAACUGCUCUGUACCAAUGUAUUGCAUUCCUAGCAUCUCCUGACGGUAACUCGUUCCAGACCAAGAUGCACGACUCGAUUCUUGCUACAUAUGGAGGGGACAGGAGGCUCGCAUGGACCAAUGCUUUUCGAGAAGAGAAGGUUCCUCUGGUGACUUCUUUGUAUAAGGAGGCGUUGCGAUUCUACACCGUUACACCGUACAGUGUCCCUCACCAAACUACCAAGGAGAUCCACUACAAAGGCAGAGUCAUCCCGAGAGGGGUCGCGGUCUACAUGAAUGCUCAGCAGGCCAAUCAUGAUACUGCUCAUUUCGGACAAGAUGCAUGGUCUUUCAAUCCGGAACGCUUCGUUGGGAACAACUCGCCGAUGCCCCAUUUGGGAUUUGGCGCGGGAGGCCGCAUAUGUCCCGCCAUGGCAUUGAGCAACCGAAUCUUGUCAGCCAUGUUGAUCCGGCUUAGUCUCGCCUUCGAGAUGAAGCUAGGAGACCCAAAGGCCGGUGCACGAGUUCCGAUUUUAGAUCCUAUUGAUUUCUCAGCUGUCCACACCGAGCUUGUAGCCGCACCACGAGGGUUUCGAUUGUAG
Exophiala oligosperma is the source of this 1731-nucleotide messenger RNA. RefSeq lists its product as uncharacterized. The record is from RefSeq and is a predicted model, not a curated record. The transcript is spliced from 2 exons. Gene Ontology annotation, molecular function: oxidoreductase activity, acting on paired donors, with incorporation or reduction of molecular oxygen; heme binding; iron ion binding. Bases 214 to 1731 code for a protein of 505 amino acids. NCBI's taxonomy places the organism in Eukaryota, Fungi, Ascomycota, Eurotiomycetes, Chaetothyriales, Herpotrichiellaceae.